AUGGAGCCGACAAUUCUUGUGGUGCUUUUCGCGGGGCUCACAAUAUUUAGCAAUUGGUUCUCUGUCCCCUUGACAACUCUCAACCCACAGAGACCAGUGGCCGAGCGACUGGUGGGCUCGUUCCAGCUCACCGCCGCUGCACAGGGUGUUUCGGCCCUCUACUGUCGCUUUAAUCAGCCCGUGAAUGACUUCUCGAGCUUGUUGAAUCAAACAUUGCCGUCUACUGACCCGGUUCUUGGGGAAACCCUCGUUUCACGCGUGUUAGAGACGGCAACAGAUGAUUCAAUCCCGUCAGCGACCGUGACGACUGCAAUAAUCCCGACACCGACUGUCCCCUUUGGAGGUGCCGAACACAUUGUGUUCGACAACUUCUUGGUUGAGGACAGUUCAGAAUACCCGGAAUGGUUCGUUGCCAGACUAGGUUUACUCGUCGGGGACCACAUGCGUCGACACCCGAAUAUCUACACCGUCGCCGCCAGUUUGGUGCUUGUUCAAUCCAUGGUGAUGAUGUGGUUCGCCCGUCAGAUCCAAAGACUCACUCGUGAAUUGCACGGAGUGUCCAGUCAGCCUCUGGAGGGAGCUGGCUUUGAACAUGUUCAAGCCCAAUUGGCAGCAGAACAAAGUCGUGUCAAUUCAUUCAUCGCCAAAUUCGAGGGAUUCGUCGACAACUUCCAAUCUCUCGAACGCCGAUUCAACGACUUAUCUGCGACGGUCAGUGCUUGGCCACAGCAAAUCCCUGAGCUAGUAGGAGACGGCCUUGUCCAGAUCCGAACGCAGGUCGACCAGUUCGAUGCUCGAUUCGAACAGCUACAACGACAAGUUACCGACUUCGCUACCGAAAAGGCAACCAACGCCAAAGACAGCGGUUUUCUGCAGUCCCUUCAGGACCAGGUCCAAGGACUGGUCGCUCAAUGGGAGGCAAAACCGUGGGAGUUGCCACAAAGCGAACUUGCUGUUCGACUACAGGGCUUCAACGAACGGUUGGAGCAGCUGCCACCUUCAAGCCCAAGUGUUGACUCGAAAGAGUUGACAACCCGGAUCACGCGCCUGCAGAAAGACCUCGAUCAGUGGAAGGAGUCCGUAGUGAUGAAUUCCGAAGUCGCCAGUGUCGAGGCAAGUCUCAGGCUGAUUCAGAAGAAGGUGGACAGCCAGCCAUGGACCGAAUCCUUCACCAGGGUCGAAGACGAGAUCGCCACACUCAGCCACGAGCUGUCUUCUGUCAAGAAAACAUCAACAACCUUGGAGACAGAACAGAAGAACCUGGCCGCUGACGUUAAACUUGUUGGCCAGUUUGUUAACCAGUUGAAAGCGGAACAACCCUGGCAACGGGGUAGUUCCCUCACUGAUGUUCAACUGGCCGCAGUUAAUGAAAUCGCGGCGCUCAAGGAAACUCUGGCAACGAAGCAGGAAACCAAGGCCCUUUCAGAUGCCAUUCGCCGAACGGAUGGCUCCUUGGAGACCUGGAUCUCGAAGACCUGGCCAGCAGAUCUUCUCAAGUUGGAAAAGUCCUCGAAAGAGCUGGAGCGAUCAUUCAAUGGGGAGUUAGACUCCAUUCGAAGCCAUUGCGCCACACACGAGGAUGUCAAGUAUGCCUGCAAGCAACUCAACACGCAGGUAUCCAACGAUUUGAAGACCCGGGACAAGAGCAUCGAUUCUCUAAAGAGCGAUGUAAACGGGUUAUCUGCUAAGGUGAAGGAUUUAGAAGCUCGGCCGGUUGGUGGCAGCGUUCAGGGAGCUGUCACCAUUGAAGAGCUGAAAAAGGUCAAAGACAUGGCAAGGGAAGCUGACAACUCGGCAAUAAGCUCAGCACUCGCGGUUCAAGAUUUACGAGAACGCGCGUUGCAAGCCGGACGGGACAUCACCGGGAUCAACUCAAUCCUCCGGAUCCACGAGUUCGACAUUGCCAGUUGUGUCACCAAGCUGGGAAUUGAGCGCAAGAAAGUCACUUUCGGUGCCGCGCCAUCGGGGCAAGCACCGCCGUCUCAAGUUCCAGCCAAGAAUGAUGCGAAGCCGGGCAAACCUACAACUUCACCUCCAGGUUCCAAGGAGGAGAAGCCACCGGUUUCACAAAGUUCAGUGACAGAGGGCGCUGACUCGAAGAGCGAAUCCAAGUCGGACAAGAAAGACGAACCGCCAGCGACUGGAUCCUCUGAGAAGUCUGCCGUGCCCCAGGGGGAAACAGAGUCAAAACCCAAGUCUCCCGAGACUUCAACCUCUGUUGAACCCAAGCUUCCUGGGCUCGAAGCCAGCAGAUGGGCUUCUGCUGGCCCGACCGAACCAAAGCCCGCCGGACUUGAGGCAAGUAGGUGGGCGACCGCGACGCCUGAACCGAAACCUCCCGGGUUGGAGUCCCAGCCGUUGGGCAGCUCCAGAUCCUCCAAGUUCCGGUGGAGACGGCCAAAAGAAAGGCGGUUCAAAGAAGGGCAAGAAAAAAUAAGUGCCCCUGAAUGA
Messenger RNA from Uncinocarpus reesii 1704, 2451 nucleotides. RefSeq lists its product as uncharacterized. The record is from RefSeq and is a predicted model, not a curated record. The transcript has a single exon. NCBI's taxonomy places the organism in Eukaryota, Fungi, Ascomycota, Eurotiomycetes, Onygenales, Onygenaceae. Bases 1 to 2451 code for a protein of 816 amino acids.